Molecule: messenger RNA, 2292 nt
Organism: Penicillium lagena
Lineage: Eukaryota; Fungi; Ascomycota; Eurotiomycetes; Eurotiales; Aspergillaceae
Exons: 1
Coding region: 1-2292 (763 amino acids)
Source: RefSeq, a predicted model, not a curated record
AUGGAUUCCACCCAGACGGGCAGGAAGCGCAAAAGCAGCUGCGUCUCAAAUCCACCAGACGACCGCCCCGUUUCCCAUCGCACAAGACACAGCGUGGCCUUGUCUUCUGACCAAGCCCUUGCGGUCAGCACACCUCAAAAGCGAAGAAAGAAGGUCCGCUUUUCCGACCCUGGCCCUCGACUACACGAUACCGAGUUCGGAUCAACCAGCUUGACCCCGGCAAUGCGCCGUGCCUCAUUUGCAGAUGUUGUUUCGGCGCGUAGAGGAGGAGACUGCACGCCUAGUCGACGCGGACGACGCACUUCGUCGGCUCCGACACCGCGCUUCCAGCGGUCGUAUGACCCCAUCGCACCGUUUGACGAAUCGUCCUCCGAACGACGCAUGCAGUUUACGCCGCUUCGCCAGAUCCUGGAUAUGCGGACGCAACGCCGCAUUCGCCGUAUCGGGCUCAGUGAUGAGAUUACUCAUAUCGAGCGUGAGAAGCGGGAGACGGCUAGUUUUGAGAAGACCCUACGGACCUUGAUACAGGAGCGCGAUGCUCUUAGGCUGGAAAUGGAUGCUCUGAAGCAGAGUCGUCCUGAUGGCCACUUUUCUUCGUCAGAGUCUACGAUGCUCCUAGAAUCGGAAAUCGAGACCGGCCUUGAUCCCUCUGUCAACGGUGAUGGAGAUAGCUUUAUUAUCAAUGACAGUGCCAUCGUGUCCAACUCACCUGACUUCCGUGGCAUUCGCAAUGGUCUUCCGCCCGCGACGGAUAGUCUCAUGCUAUUUGAGACCCAGCCCUCGAAUGUGGAUGCCUCCACCCAAGCGUCACAGAGCGUGUACCAUACUGAAACAUCCGACCUGCAUGCCCUAACUCUGGACUUGGAGGCAGCUCGGAACGAAAAGAAAGAACUCUUCAACGCAUGCCGCUCGCGUGUUUCCGGGCUAGACGAUCCAACCAUCGAUGAAAUGUUCCGGCAAUCCUCUCCUCCACCAGACUUUUUUUACCAAAUCCUCAACGUCUUGACGGAGGCCCUUUCACGCGCCUCCGAUGCUGCGCAGGCGCUAGAAGGAAUCAGCCAAGAAAUCUCCGACCUGGGAUUCACCGGCACCGAUGAUGACGACGGGAUCUCCGACAUGCGAAACCAUUUCCGUUUCGCGCGUCUUGAACUCGAACGUGCGAUUCCCGGAGAGACAGCCGGCGUGGGCCUGGAAGAUGGCAAGGGAACUCUGGACGCUCUCGUGCGGCGCGUGGAGUCCCUUGCAAAGGAACUAGGAAUCGAACGGGAUCACCACAGCGGGUCUCUGGGCCGCGAAAAAGCGCUACGGGGACAAUUCAACGCUCUCCUUACACGAUACGAAACUGCCGCAAUCAAAGUAAACAACCUCGAGGAAUCGAUUGCCUCAUCUGCCGGCGAUAUGCUGCACACCAGAAUGCGGAUGCAGGACCUCGAGCGCCAAGGCUAUGAGCAGGCCGUUGGGAUUGACAGAUUAAAUGCAGCACUCGACAAGUACCGUGAUGACGUGAAGAGCCUGGAAGCGCUUGUUAGCAGUCUGGAGCAAGAGAACAUGACCGCUAGGGAAGACUACGCUCAACAAAUAUCCGACCUUGAAAGCCGGGUGGCUGAUGAGCAGAAGCUACGCUCUGCCGUUGAGAUCUCUGCUUCGAAAUCUGAAAGCCGCAUCCGAGAACUGGAAGAGACCGUCGAGCAGAAUCGAAUCCGUGCUUGUGACCUGACUGCACAGAUGGAGUCGCUUGAGAAAGAGCACCAGAAAGCGCUUGAGGACCUCGAAGCCAAAGCCAGCGACCAGGUUGAGCGCCAGGAGGAAGAUAUUGGCACCCUCAAUGUCCGCAUCUCAGAUCUAUCUACAUCUCUAGAGGAUACGCGGUCCGAAGCUCAGCGCCUUCGCCAGGUCAACGCUGGUCUGGAGGAACAGCUACGCCUUGAGAUCAAGGCUCGGGACGACAUGCUACAUAAAUGGGCAACAGAUCAAGCGCGCUCAUUCGCAUUUAUGAAAGAAACCGUCAACUCCGAGCGUCGGCACUCCAAAGUCCGCGCCGCAAACUGGGAGCUGAGAUCAGAUGAUCUCAUGUCAGAUGGAACCACGGUGAACGGUAGUGAGCCCAUCACACCCGUGAGCAUGACCCGGUUUGUUGAUGUCGAAGCGGGCAGAGGCAAGAAUCGGAGGCGAGUUGAUAGUGGUAUUGGUAUUCUCACAGAAGAGGACCUCUUGGAGGAUGAGGACAUCUCUAACCUGCGACGAGGUCUGGAUUUUGAUGAUAUCGAUCUACCUACUUCUGAUUUGGUCUAG